UUUUAUUUUUAAAUUCCAUUCUGCGGCCAAAAUGUCGCUGAUCUUGAUUGUCAAGCUAUUUUCUCAUUGCAAUGUUCCGUUCUGGCGUAUAGUAUGUGUGAAACACCGAAGUUUGGCGUGUGCGUUCUAUUUUAUUUUAGACAAGACUUGACGGCUAUUUAAAAAAACUUCAUGGCUCUCUACUCGAUUUUGUUUUGCCAUAGCUCGGAAAUUUCGUAAACAACACUUACAAAACAACGCGAUAAUACAGUGAAUAUGAUUGAAAAUCUACAUUUGAGUAUGUGAAAAGCCGAGACAUCGGAUCAAGGUUGGAUAUAAUUUGAUCACCCUGGAUACGAGAUGGAUGACAAGAUGGAAACUGAUCAUAGCUAUAGUGGAGAGAGCAGUAGCUCUACUGAUACUUCCAGCGGGAGUUCUGAGGGCGAUGAAGAAGAGAUGGAGCCGGUACGGAUUCUAGGACAUAGUUUGGAGCUACCUCAGGAACUAUGCGAAGACUAUUCACUAUUCAAAGAGUUUUUUUCUACGAAAACUUGGGAAUCUUUAGAUGAAAAACACAAAGAACAUUUAAUGAAAUUUUUACCAAAAUUCACGGAAAAUCAAGAAGAGGAAACAACAAAAACUAUAGAAAUGCUUUUUCAUCAUGAACCUUUUCAUUUCCAAUCACCUUUCAGCACUUUCUAUAAUAAUUUAAGGCAGGGAAAUUACAGACCUGAUAUAGCCAAAAUGAAGAAAUUUCUUAAAAAAGCAAGGGCUAAACAGCAGAGGCAUAGGAUAAAAUCUUAUUAUGCCAAGUUAUUACCUGAAGUUUUGCUAUCACGAGAGAGGUUAUUAGCAGCAGUUAAAGCAGCUCCACCUGGCCCAGCACCUAGAAUUCCUUCAUUGCCGCCAAAAUCAUCAUCAAAAAAUAAUUUCAAACCGUUGUACUUGAGAGCCAAGCAAAGAUAUUUUGAAGAGCUUGCAGCUAUUAGAAGUGAAGUAGGGGGUGAUGAGUCUGAUGAUGAGAACUACCCUGAUGGACCUCCAGAACAGUUUGUAAAGAAAAAGAAAGGAAAUAAUGUUACAAAUGCUGAUGGGAAUAUUUCUGGUACUCUUGCUGGUUCUGAACAAACACUUCCAACGUCACUUGAAUGUUUGAAAAAUGUCCUAAUGGCACACAGAUCAAGAAGACAGUAUAGAGAAAACCAUCCAGAGUUAAACAUAAAUGGAAUAACAUUAGAAGAUAUAAAACAACGAGUGGCACUUGUAAAUGGUGCAAAAAAACUAAUGUUUGGAGGACCAAAGAUUGCAUCUCCAAUCCAAAAAAUUAAAAAAGCUCCUAAAAAAGAUGCAGUAGUAAAAAAAAUGCUGGAGAAUAAAAUAUCAAAGAAAUGCAAAGAAGAAACUGAGAAUCCUGACAUCAAACCUUUGCUUCAAAACAUAAAAAUCAAAGUUGAAAAAGAAGGUAGUGACUCUGAAAGCUCAUUUUUAGAAAAUGUGAUGAGUCCUAAGCAAAUGAAGAAACACAUGGAACAAGUUGAAAUCAAACAGGAAAUAGGAGCAGAACCAAAUUAUGAUGAUCAGUUUGAUGCAUUAAUAAAGCAAGAACCACCAGAUUCCAUGCCCAUUUCAAAUAUUUCUAAAAUUGAUCAACCAAUUCCCAUUAAACUUGAAGACUUGGAUGGCAUAGAUAUGAUGGCCCUACCAAUAGAGUUAGCUGACGACACUGGAGAAGUUAUUAAAGCGAAGUGUAAAGAUAGGGACGAGCUUCUGGAUGUGGAUGAAUCUUUAACUGAAACAACUCACGCUAACUUCCUGUCGCUUGUUCGAGCUUUGUUUCCGGCGAGGGCGGCUCACCGGGCCUCGAAACAACAGCUACAUGCAAGAUGUGCUGCUGUUAUGCGCUCGCCCAUAGCGCCUCUAAACACUUGGUAUAACUCAUGCGACGAUUGGUGUGCAGAAUUAGAUUCGGCUUUGGACUUUUUGGCCGGGGAAAGAGGUCCCCAUCCUGAUGACUUUGUACCAUACUUGCAGUACAUGCCAGAAAAUCAGAUGUACCAGUGGAUUGGUGCCGGUCGGGAUUGUGAUGCAAUUCUCGGUCGCCUCUGUGAACGGUGGCUUCGAGCUGCUGACGAGCCUUCCUUUAUUGCUGAAGCACCGCCCCCAAGAUAUCCAACGUCGUGGAUGAUGCGAACACCGACUAGCUUUGAAGUAGCGGAAUUCAGAGCGCAGGAACGACGGAGAUUUUCAUCGGCAGGAAAACCAUUUACGUACAUUCAACAUGGAUACCGGUCAGUGGUGGGUCCGUGUGCUCGGUCGUGGUGGAUGGGCGCGACGGGCGCGGCGUUACUCCGCGCGGAACGCCCCCGCCCCGCCGCCUUCCCCGCGCUCGUCCGCGACGCGCUCGCGCGCCUCCCCAACGGCGAGGGCACCAGACAUCACGUCCUUAUCUUGCUCAAGAUGUCACAGUGGAUAGCACCUUGUAGUGAUCAAGCUCUGUUAAGUGCAGUUUCGGCAGCGUUAGACAAGUUAAAUUCUAUAAAAAGGGAUCCAAUCGUGAAGUACGACCAGCGCACUGCUACCUGGACAUAUUUGCAUAGGAAUAGAACGGAAGAAGACUGGUUGAAAUUGAGCAGUCGAGGUAAGAAGUUCGGUGCCACGUCCUUCCCCUCCCUGCCGGCGCCGCCCACCCCGCCCCCCGUCAGACUGCAGACGCCGGCCAAGGAACGCCCUCUGUCUCCUCCGCGAGGGGUCGAAUUAGAAGUGGCGAACGUGGAGGAAGUAAUCGAAGCGUCUGACAGCGACGUGGACGUUGACGACACCAGCACGUCGGUGCCGCACCUCUCCUCGGCGCAGCUCCUCAUGCAAGCGACGCAACUCCACAAGCCGACACUCGCGCUCUCCAACAAACCCAAAGGGAAACUGAUCGCCGCAGCGUCUCCUAAAUCCAAACCUCAAAUAACGAAGCUUCCGUCCAAUAAGCAGACCAAUAAACAGGCCACCCUGAUGACGCAAUCCGUGAAACAAGCCAGCUUGAUGGCGGCGACCAUGAAGCAAGUAAUGACGCAAGCGAAAGUCGCACAAGUGAAGUCCCAACAGACUCCUAAAGUAAGCGUUAGUCCUCCGACGCCAAAACAAACCAACCCUCAGACGAAAACAGUCAUUAACUCGGUGGCCAAACAGAAUGCGACACAGGUCAAAACUGUUUGUCUGCCGAAAACAGAUUUGAAAUCUACGCCGAAACAGACGAAGGUCGCGCUCGUGAAGACCUCUGCCAGUCAAGCUGCGACCCCCGCAACCUCCUUGGGUCUGGCUUCCAGUCAGAUAUCGAAGUCCUUGCCGUCGCUUAUUGUGACGCCUCAGAAGUCACCGCUCAUGAAGCAGAGGCUGUUGCAGAGGACCGACACGUCACCGGCUAUUGUGACUAUGGCUAGCCAAAAAACGCCUCCAACGACUGUGACUUUGAUACAUCCCACCACUGAAACAACGGGCCCUCAAAGCGUAACAAAGGUUGGUCAAGGGACUCGUUCAUUGUUAAUAAAACCGUCGGCUGUACAAACUACUGUAACGGCGUCGACUACCAUACCUUCGACACAGGUGACACCUAUACAACGACGUGGCAUCGUAAGAGUGCUCAGUCCUGCAACACCUUCCUCGGGGAAGUCACUGAUAUCGCCACGAGCUCUCAUGCAAACUGGCACUACAACUGCAAAGAAACGCACAAUUAUAUCCACAACCGCUUCUGUCACGACUGUUGCUCAGAGCGCAGAAAGCAAAAGCACAGUAUCGAGCAGUACUCCCACCGCUGUGACGUCAUCUGUGACUACGAGAACCAUUCAGCUGGCGGGCGGUCGCACCGUGCAGCUGGCCGCCAACCAGACCGUGCACCUGCCCGGCGGACAGGCCGUGCAGCUCAGCUCCGGGCACACCUUGCAGUUGUCGUCGCUGCAGCUGCCCAUGCACAGCGUCCGUCUGCCGAGCGGACAGACGGUCCAGCUGGCCUCGCCGCAGACGAUGCAGGCGGUCAGAGUAUCGAACGCUGCUGUGAAAACGUCCACUGUUCGAUCUCAGCAAUCCGCAUCCGUUGUCAAGAAUCUACAAACGUCGCAGUCUACUGUUCAGAUCCCGGUGUCUACCGUGCAACUGGCCGGCCAGACCGUCCAGAUCGCGGGACAGACGGUUCAGUUGGCCGGCCAGAGCGUGCAACUCACCGGACACACGGUCAAGCUGCCCAGCGGACAGAGUGUUCAAGUGGCCAGCCAGAGCGUGUUGCCGUCGCAGAGCGUCCAGCUGCCGAGCGGUCAGACCGUCCAGCUGACCGGUGGCAACGUUCAAACUUUACAACUGACCGGUUCCAACGUCCAAAACUCACAAAUUUCAAGCGGACAAAGCGUGCAGUUAAGUUCUCAAACAGUGCAGUUAGGCGGACAGACCGUGCAGCUGCCCGGCGGACAAACAUUACAGCUCUCUGCCGGCCAGACGGUGCAGCUAUCCAGCGGACAAACCCUGCAGUUGGCCAGUGGACAGACCGUGCAUUUAGCAAAUCAAGGAACAAAGUCUGUUGCACAAGUCAUCCGCAGCCAAGCGGCUACCGACAAAGCAACUUCCGCGCAACCGAUAGUGGCGAAAUUGCUCACCAACGCUCAGGGUCAAAUGGUGUCGGUGGAGGGCGGCGUCCGCGGCGGCGUGCGCGUGCUGGCGCCGGCCGCGCGCCUCGCCCGCCCGCUGCUGCUCACGGCCGCCAAACCGCUGCACAACAUCAUCUUGCAGCAAAGCGAUGGCGCUCGCGUGCCCUCAAGCGGAGGCUCUUCGUCGCCGCAGACCUUGGUACUCAGCAACCUUGGAGCACAAACAGUCUCAACGUCAACCACCACCGCGCCGGUGUUAAAAUUACAGCAGGUGAAUCCAUUACAACAAGUUAAACUCGGGCAGGGGAUUAAAAUUCAACAGGCGGGAACGAACGCGACAGUAGCGACAUCUAGCGGCGUCCGCAGCGUCGUGAUGGACGGACAACAGCUGAAGCUGGUCGGCGGGCGGCACGUGCUCGCGCGGAUCCUACGGCCGGCGCAUCAGCCCCCGUAACCGGCUUCACAACCUCUGAAGUCAUGCUCUGAAGGUCGAAUAUUACGCUAUGUACAAAUUCAGCUUUUACCGAUACGUGUGAGUCUGUGUAGAAAGUUAUGUCUCACACAAACUGACUAAAGUUGAUGCGUUUGUGCGACCCUUUGGCUCUGACGAUGAAUGAGUGAGUAAUAACAAAAAAAUCGGAUCAUUCUUAAAAAUUUUCAUAUGUGAACAUAUUGUGAUUGUUACAGUUUUACUAAAAAAAAAUUAUUUUCCUUGUAGGCAGACGAGCAUACGGCCCACCUGAUGGUGAGUGGUUACCGUCGCCCAUGGACAUCAGCAAUGCCAGGGGCAGAGCCAAGCCGCUGCCUACCUGAAUUGUCGACAAUUGGAUGUGCAGUGUUCGCCGCCACUUUGAGACAUUAGUGAUGCCGAUUUUUAUAAAGAUAAGAUUAAUUAAAAAAUUAUAAUACACCAAACAUAAAUUUCAUAACAAUGUACAGAUUACGUAACAAGAACUACUCUCGUACAAUUAAGAUUUCGUUUUGUGAGACGAAGAAACGAUUUAUUUAUAUUUAUAUUUAUAUUAUAUAGUAUAGUUAUUCAAUCGAACAGUAUUUUAUAAAUUUAUUUGUAAACCGUACAAAUUGAAUAACUUAUUUAUCGUUCUUUAAUUAUAAUUUCACUUGAUUUAAUAUUUAGGUGUAUUAGGUUAGAUUUGUACAGAUUUACAACGGGCGUACCUGUGUGAAUGUUUACACACUGUUGAAAAGCAAUAACGUUUUUUAUAUAUUAUAUUAUAUUAUACACACUAUGUAAAUAUUUUCGAUAAGUUUUUACCGACCGUAGUGUAAUGAUAAAAACCGCUUUUAUUUACUGAUUACGGUUUAUUGUAUAUUAAUGAUAAAUAAAAAAGGUAUAGUAGCGUAAUUUUUACAAGUCUUAGGGUCGAUUCGACCAAACAAGAGUAAAUCUUAUUCUUAGAAUAACUCGUCAGUUAAUCGAGAGUAAAUCAAUUUUACGUUUUACCAUCUACAAUUCUAAGAAUAGUGGGCCUAUUCGGGAAUUGUUACUAUACCGCCGUUUCGCACGGAAUAACGGAGCUAUUCCUAGAAUAAAGUAAUGGCGUCUGUCAGUCCAACAUCUGAUUUCUGUCAUUUCAUAAAUAUUUAUUCUGUUUUAAUUUCAAGUCAACGCAAUGCACUAAAUUAUUAUUAAUAGUCUGGCAUUGUAUAAUGCAACGUUUAAACGAAAAAAGAUAAAACCACACGACAAAACUUGACAUUUCCCUCAAACAAACAACAAAUAAAAAUAAUACGUUUGACAGCUGGAUAUCUUUCACAACAGCUACUUUUUCACACUAAAAUACGGCAAAAUCGAGUUGACGAUAUGUAUGCUCUUACACUAUGCCGUUGAACAACAACAUUUAUUUGCCGGAUUUUAUUUUUGUUCACCAUUCACUCUGCUAUUCGCGUAUUGUUAUUCCUAGCGCAAGUAUACGUGGAAAAACGACUAUGGAUUUACUCGAGAUUAAAAUCAUGGAAUAUGUUAUUCCUCGUAUAGUUACUCGAGUAUAAAUUUAAGUUUGGUCGAAUCCACCCUUAAAAGGUUUGACAUAGGCAAUGCUGAUAUGUUAAGAUCUGUAAAAUGUAUUCGUUUGAUUGUUAAUAAAUAUCUUUUUUUUUUGUUUGUUAAAUGUGUACGGAUGUUAUUUUUCGUUUCGGUGUGUAAAUAAUGUUCUAUAAGUUCUGUUAGUCCGAUCCCACUAUAAUAUUUUCGAAUAUAAGUCAAUUGCUUAUGUAAAA
Molecule: messenger RNA, 6845 nt
Organism: Bombyx mori (domestic silkworm)
Lineage: Eukaryota; Metazoa; Arthropoda; Insecta; Lepidoptera; Bombycidae
Product: nuclear factor related to kappa-B-binding protein
Exons: 23
Coding region: 340-5058 (1572 amino acids)
Cellular component (GO): Ino80 complex
Molecular function (GO): protease binding
Source: RefSeq, a predicted model, not a curated record